Molecule: messenger RNA, 1206 nt
Organism: Peromyscus maniculatus bairdii (prairie deer mouse)
Lineage: Eukaryota; Metazoa; Chordata; Mammalia; Rodentia; Cricetidae
Source: RefSeq, a predicted model, not a curated record
AUGGCGGCCGUGGAGGUGGCUACGGAGCAGGCAACUGCGGUGACGGCCUUGGGGCCAAAGGCGAAGGACGAAGAAGAGGACGAGGAGGAGGAGGAGGAGUCGUUGCCACCAUGCGAGGCAGUGCGCUGGGCCCCCGUGGGGGCGGUGGCCGAGGCCGGGCCUGGGGCGGCGGCGUUCUCGGAGGAGGCGGCGGCGGCGGCAGCCGAGGAGCCGGGAGCGGCCCCGGGCUCCCCUCCGGACGCCACCGUCCGCACGCUGCGGCGACUGCAGGCCGAGCGGCGGCAGCUGGACUCGGCGCUGCUCGCGCUGUCCUCGCACUUCGCGCAGGUGCAGUUCCGCCUGCGCCAGGUAGUGCGCGGGGCGCCGGCGGAGCAGCAGCGGCUCCUGCGCGAGCUGGAAGACUUCGCCUUCCGCGGCUGUCCUCACGUCCUGGGUUACGAGGGGCUGGGAGACCCCUGCGGCGGCGGCGGCGAAGGCGGCGAUGGGCUUCCGGAGGGCCGGCCCCGAGUGCGGGGCGAGGACCAGAGUGAACAGGAAAAACGAGAGCGUCUGGAAACCCAGAGGGAGAAGCAGAAAGAACUGAUUCUGCAGCUCAAGACCCAGCUUGAUGACCUGGAAACCUUCGCCUAUCAGGAGGGCAGUUAUGACUCCCUGCCGCAGUCCGUGGUCUUGGAAAGACAGCGGAAACCUGGCUCCUUCCUCUGCGGCGAAACAGUGAAUUUCAGACCGCGCCCCCCUCCUAGGGGCAGAGCAGGGGACCACAACGAAGGAAGCGGCGGGGCCGAGUGCGCAGACUCACGCGCCCUCUCUGCCCCGCCCUCCGUACGCCGGAGACGGAACUCUGUUCCUGUCUUGCUGCCAGCGCUGCUAAUAAAGCUCGAUUCAAACAAACGCCCCGCCCGACGCGACCUCAACCAGCAACUUCCGCCAGCAGCUUUGACCACCAAACGAGAGCGGCGCAGCGGAGCCGGAAAGGCGGGACCGGAAGUGAGGCCGCCGCUCCGCAGGGUGAAAGGUUGGCGGAACGGCCUGGCGCGGGUCUUGCCAUCCGCCGCCAUCGCGACCCCGGGGUCGGGUGGCCGCGCGCGGUCCGACUCGGAGCCUCUGGCGGCUUCGUGGCGAGUCGCGUCGCUCGAGCAGAACCUGCGCGCGGCGUGGCCUCGUCGGCAGCGGGUCGCGGGCCUGCGGACCCGGGCUCGCAUCUAG